Hyalella azteca is the source of this 1123-nucleotide messenger RNA. RefSeq names its product serine/threonine-protein kinase Pak. Gene Ontology annotation, molecular function: protein serine/threonine kinase activity; ATP binding. The transcript is spliced from 9 exons. The record is from RefSeq and is a predicted model, not a curated record. The coding region runs from base 26 to 1123 and encodes 365 amino acids. Gene Ontology annotation, cellular component: cytoplasm. Lineage: Eukaryota; Metazoa; Arthropoda; Malacostraca; Amphipoda; Hyalellidae. Gene Ontology annotation, biological process: regulation of MAPK cascade; intracellular signal transduction; protein phosphorylation.
AGACAUUAGAGCACGACUCAAGAAGAUGCCUGAUUCAGAGGACAGUAACUCAGGGCCACAGCCUCCUGAGCGUCGCGCAUCGAUUGCGGACACGCACGAGUCGGUCUCGCGUGAAAAUUCCCUAUCUUUUGACAAGCCGCUCCCCACAACUCCCCAGACGCAGCGAAAGAAGAAAGCUAAGGACAUACUGGGACGAAAAUCUUCCUUCAAGUCGGUGAAGAAAAUAUCCACGCCUACGAACGUGAAACAUGUCGUGCACGUUGUCAACGAUCCCAUCACAGGCAAAUUGUAUGGCCUACCGAAGGAAUGGCAACAGCGGCUAGACCUGGCGAAUAUUUCCGAGGAGGAGCAAAGCAAGAACCCCGACGCUGUAGUCACUGCCCUGCAAGUUGUCUUUGAAGAAAAAACCGAGAAGUUCAUCACUGGCGUCGAGGAAGGAGAUUACGAUGACUUGCCAGACGGACCUCCAAGGCCUGUUGACGAUGUCUAUGGCUCCAUGGAGCUGCCACCUCCAUUACCCACGAAAUUGUCCAGAAAAGAACCCACCGACUCCUUUGAAGACUACGCUUCGCCGCGUGGGGGCUUGUGUGACAUCAGAGAGUCUAGGGAGGUGUCCACCUUCCAACGCGAUGACGAGGCAGAUGCACCAGCGAUUCCUGCGAGACCUGAGAGGACCAUGUCAGUUUACACGCGUCCAGUCGAGAACCAGACCGACGGAAGCCCGAAAGUCGGCCCCGCGCCGGCGCCGAAGCCCGGCGGUAACGCGACUAAGAAGAUCGACAAGCAAGAGGUGAUGAACAAACUACGUACAGUUGUCGACUUCGGAGACCCAAAGAAGAAAUACGAUCUAAGGCAGCAGAUCGGACAGGGAGCAUCAGGCCAGGUGCACCUAGCAACAGAUCGCUCGACAGGCGAGACGGUGGCCAUUAAGAUGAUGAUAAUUGAUGCCCAGCCGCGACCUGAACUCAUCCUUACAGAGAUAAACGUCAUGAAGAGAACACGUCACCCUAACAUCGUCAACUACAUCGGCUCCUACCUCGUCGAUAAUGCUACGUCGCUCUGGUUCUUCUAUGGAUGUCAUCAGGACAACAUUUCAUCAUCACUGGUUCAGCCAUCAACAUAA